GGGGGCAGCACUUACAACAGCGCCUCCUUUUCUCCCUCCAGCAAACACAAUGCAAUAUCAACUUCCGAUCACCAGCUGGCUCGCUGUCCGUUAAACGUUUUUGCUCAGGGAUUUACUGCAAAUUUUACUGAGUUAUAGCUGCCGGGUUAGACUGUUAAACCAGUCAGAGAUGUCAGCGAGCUCCAAGAGAAGACGAGCCACCUCUCCGUCCAGCAGCGUCAGCGGCGGGGCUGACUUUGACGACGGCUCGUCUUCCACUCCUGGGAGCGGAAGAAAAAGGAAAAGAACCUCAAAUAUUCCACCUGUGGAUACAAUUGCUGUAUGUCAUGAACUGUUCAAUGCUGUCAGGGACUAUAAGGAUGAUCAGGGGCGACAACUUUGUGAGGUUUUCCUUCGGGUACCAAAGAGGAGGAAUCAGCCUGAUUAUUAUGAAGCCGUUUCCCAGCCCAUCGACAUGACGAAGAUCCAGUACAAGCUGAAGUCAGAGGAGUAUAAUGAUGUGGAGCAGCUCACUGCAGAUUUCCAGCUGAUGUUCAACAACGCCAGAUCCUUCUACAAGCGUGACAGCGAGGAGUACCAAACGGCGUGUAAGCUGUGGGAGGUGUAUCUGCAAUCAAGGAAUGAGUUUGUGCAGCCCGGAGACGGAGAUGAGGAUGAUGAAGAUGGGGAUGAUAUGGGGGAUAAUCCAGGGCUCUCUGCUGAAGAAGAGACGUCAGGCAGCAAUCUGAAGGAGGUUCUUGAGCAGCUUUUGGAGGCCAUCGUGUCCCAGGCUGAUACCUCAGGGCGACUGGUCAGCGAGCUUUUCCAGAAACUGCCUUCUAAAGUGCAAUACCCAGACUACUACGCUAUAAUAAAGGAGCCAAUAGAUCUGAGGAUGAUUGCUCAGAGAAUACAGAUUGGACAUUAUAAAACUGUCAGUGCUAUGGCGAAGGACAUUGACCUCAUGACCAAAAAUGCCAAGACUUACAAUGAACCAGGAUCUCAGAUUUUCAAGGAUGCUAACACCAUAAAGAAAGUAUUUAUUCAACGAAAGACUGAACUUGAACAUGCUGAACCUACUAAAUCUAGCCUUCGCAUCAGAAACAGAAGAUCUGGCCAGGGCGACCGCCUUUCCGGCGUUUCUGUUGCUCUGCAGUACGGCUCAGAAAGUGAGGACGACCCUGUGCUGUCAGGCUCCGUGUGCUACGACGAGGAAGAGUCGGAGGCUGAAAGCCAGAGUUCAAGUAUGGAGAUGAGCAACCCAAUCUUCCAGUUGUAUGAAGCUGUGAGGGGGGCCAGGAACAGCCAGGGCCAGGUGUUCGCCGAACCCUUUCAGCAGCUGCCGUCUCGCAGAGAGUAUCCGGAUUACUUUCAGCAGAUCAAACAACCCAUUUGUCUGCAGCAAAUCAGGGCGAAGAUGAAGAGCGGCGAGUAUGAGAGCGUAGAGCAGAUCGAGGCGGACCUCACUUUGAUGUUUGAAAAUGCAAAGCGAUACAACAUGCCCAACUCGAGCAUUUACAAACGAGCUUUCAGGCUCCAGCAGAUCAUGCAGGCUAAAAAGAAGGAACUCCUGAGGAGAGACGAUGAAGAUGGAGACAGCAUUUUGUCGUCUGACACAGGAAGCAUCAAAAAGAAAAGCCACAAAAAAAAUGUCAAAAAGAACCGAAUGAAGGCCUUGUACGCUGCUGUGACGGAUGCCAGAGAGGCGCGAACCAAUCGCCGCCUGUGUGAGCUUUUCAUGUUCAAACCCUCCAAGAAGGACUACCCCGACUACUAUAAAGUCAUCCUUGAGCCCAUGGAUCUGAAAACCAUCGAGCACAGCAUCCGCGCUGAACGCUACGCUACAGAGGACGCCAUGAUGGAAGAGAUGAGGCUGAUGUUCCGCAACGCCCGCCACUACAACGAGGAGGGCUCUCAGGUAUAUAACGACGCUGACAUUUUGGAGAAGAUUCUGAACGAUAAACGGAAGGAACUGGGUCCGCCACCUGAAGAGGACGAGGUUGGAUCGCCUAAAUUGAAACUAAGGAAAAGCGGCGUUUCUCCAAAGAAAUCCAAAUACCUCACCCCUCUCCAGCAGAAGCUGAAUGAGCUCUAUGAUUCGGUGCGAAACUUCACUGACCGCCGGGGUCGACGCCUCAGCACCAUCUUCCUCCGUCUUCCAUCUCGCUCCGAGCUGCCCGACUACUACGCUGCCAUCAAGAAACCCAUCGACAUGGAGCGCAUCCGAAGCCAUAUGGCCGCAGGCCGUUACCAAGACGUGGACGCUCUGGUGGAGGACUUUGCCCUCAUGUUCAACAACGCUUGCAUGUACAACGAGCCCGAGUCUCUGAUCUACCGAGACGCUUUGGUGCUGCAUCGGGUAUUGCUGGAGACCCGGAGGCAGCAGGAGGGAGGGGAAGACGGAGGAGCCCCGGCUGUGGGUCUUCUGGUGAGGGAGCUCAUCAGGAACCUCUUUGUUUCUGUAAUGAGCCACCAAGACGAGGAGCGCCGCUGCUACAGCGACUCACUGGCUGAGAUUCCUGCUGUGGAUCCUGCUGCCCCUGAAAAGCCGCCCCUCAACCUGGACAUCAUCAGGAUGAACGUGGAGCACGGUCGCUACAGGAGGCUGGACGUCUUUCAGGAACACAUGUUUGAAGUGUUUGAGAAGGCCAGGAGGAUACACAGGACAGACUCUGAGAUAUUUGAAGAUGCAGUGGAGCUGCAGCACUUUUUAAUCAAGAUCAGGGAUGAGCUAUGCAAGAAUGGAGAGAUCCUCAUGACCACUGCGCUCAACUACACCUAUAAACACUUACAAAGUGAUGUAGAUCAGGAAAAGAGGGAGAAAAUUCCCAAAGAGAUUGAGGAGGAUAAGAAGAAAGCCGAAGAGGAGCAGGAGAAAAACAAAAAUAAAGAAGAAGGAGCAACUGAUUACGUUCCGGGAGAACCAUGGCAGCCAGAUCCGGAUCUCAUGUAUGUCCAGGAAUGCUCCUUUGACAACGUCACCUACAACGUGGGUGAAUUUGUCUAUGUGGAGCCAUCAGAACCAAACCUCAAGCCUCACAUUGUCUGCAUUGAACGUCUGUGGGAAGACGAAGCUGGUAUGAUGUGGCUCUACGGCUGCUGGUUCUACAGACCAAGUGAAACUUUUCACGUGGCUACACGCAAGUUUCUGGAAAAAGAGGUCUUCAAGAGCGACUACUACAACAGAGUGCCCAUCAGUAAAGUUCUGGGCAAAUGUGUGGUUGUUUUUGUGAAGGAUUACUUCAAAAUGCAGCCUGAGGGUUUCACAGCUGCAGACGUGUACGUGUGCGAGUCCCGCUACGCCGCCAGAAUCAAAAACUUCAAGAAAAUAAAGAUUUGGGCCGUGCCGGAGAGUCCGGUCAAGUUAGUGCCCCGGGAGGUGCCUCUGCCCGUCGUCCGCGUGGCCUCCAUGUUCGCCAAACCCGACCUGGAUAAAGUGUUCUUGUCGUAUGCAAACUCUGGCAGUUUUGAGGAAAAGGAACGAGAGGAUGUUCCUAUGGAGAUAAAUGGAGCUGAGCCAGGCUGCCAAUACUAUGAGCAGUUAUGCUACAACAACAUGUGGUUUAAACUGGGUGACUGUGUUUACAUUCAGUCACAUGGACUGUCAAAACCCCGGGUUGCCAGGAUUGAGAAGCUGUGGUUGCAGAACGGAACCACCUUCUUCUUUGGACCCAUUUUCAUUCAUCCUGAGGAAACUGAGCACGAACCCACAAAGAUGUUUUACAAGAGAGAAGUUUUUCUGAGUCACCUGGAAGAAACCUUGCCCAUGACUUGUGUCAUAGGUAAAUGCAUGGUGUCCUGCUUUAAGGACUACCUCUCAUGCAGACCCACAGAAUACUCGGAGGAGGGCAUCCUGCUGUGCGAGAGCCGCUACAUUGAGUCGGAGAAACAGAUGAAAAAGUUCAAGGGUCUGAAGCGCUUCUCCUAUUCUUCCAAAGUGGUGGAGGAUGAGACUUACUAUUUCAGGAAACUCAUUGUGCCACAGAAGGAAGCUUCACCCUUUUUGGACAAGAAGAUCGACGAGCUUGAAAUCAAACUGGCAGACAUGGAGGAUGCAGACGAUGACAUGGAAGACAUGGACGAUGACGACGACGCUCCCGUGACGCCUUCCAUGCCUCAAAUGCAAAACUCUCUAUCAAGUGACAUGGACAUUAUGCCGUACACACCUUCCCAAGCCACUCCAAAGGUGAAGGGCUUGUCAAAGAAGGAAGGAGCGAAGAGGAAGAUGAACAUGAGCGGCUACAUCCUUUUCAGCAGCGAAAUGCGGGCCGUCAUCAAAGCUCGACACCCAGACUUCUCUUUCGGGGAGCUGAGUCGACUAGUGGGCACAGAGUGGAGGAACCUGGAGGCUUCCAAAAAAGCAGAAUACGAAGAGCGUGCCGCUAAACUAGUGGAACAGCAAGAACGCGAGAGGCCGCCCCAGAAGCAAGCUUCCCCUCGAGCAGGUACCCCUGUGGGGGCACUGAUGGGGGUGGUGCCUUCGCCUAGCACUAUGGGAAUGAUAAACCAGACCAUGCCACCUGUGUCAGGCAUGAUGGGAACUUACGGCUCACCAUACAUGCCCAUGCAGGGCCCUCACGAGGGUUUGCUGAGCGUGGCCCAAAUGCCACCUCACCCUGCAGGGCUUCCUCACCUGCCUCCUCACCAUCUCCACCAAGGUAUGCCCGGGUACCCUGGCAUGCCUCAUCAGGGUAUGAUGGGUUCUGUGAUGAACGGCAUAGCAGGAAGCCCUGCUCAAGGAAACUUCAUCCAACAGCCUGGGAUGUUCAGCCCAGGACAGCACGCUCCGCCCCCAUACCCGGGGCAGGGCCAGCCCUCUCAUUUGCAGCCAACCACUCCGAUGUUUGUGGCACCACCACCAAAGACACAAAGAGUGCUCCACUCAGAAGCAUACUUGAAGUACAUUGAGGGAUUAAAUGCUGAGUCGGCUACUGUCAGCAAGUGGGACCAAACGCUCAAAGCUCAAAGGCGAGAUACUCACCUGACAAAGGAGCAAGAGAGUCGACUUCCGACCCACUGGCUGAAGAGCAAAGGAGCUCACACCACCAUGGUGGACGCAUUGUGGCGCUUGCGUGACUUGAUGCUAAGGGACUCGCUUAACAUUUGCCAGACUUACAACCUGUAACCUCUUAGAAAGACCUGUUCACCUCAGUAAUUAUUUUAUCCUCAAAACACGGAGUUGUAGGCCAUAGAAGCAAUACUUUAUAGUGAGUCUUCAUUGAUUUUUAUAUUUAUUAGCUUGCGUAAUGGGCUUGAUAGUUGUGUGUGCUUUUUUUUAAAUCUCUUUUACACUGUUUUUAUUGAAAAUCCAGCAAAAACUGAAUUGUGGCUAAUUGAUAUAAACAUAAUAAAAUUGUUCCUACCUAA
This is a messenger RNA of Oryzias melastigma (Indian medaka), 5346 nucleotides long. RefSeq names its product polybromo 1, like (gene pbrm1l). The transcript is spliced from 30 exons. Gene Ontology annotation, cellular component: RSC-type complex. Gene Ontology annotation, biological process: chromatin remodeling. The record is from RefSeq and is a predicted model, not a curated record. Gene Ontology annotation, molecular function: chromatin binding; protein binding. Lineage: Eukaryota; Metazoa; Chordata; Actinopteri; Beloniformes; Adrianichthyidae. Bases 170 to 5104 code for a protein of 1644 amino acids.